AAAAGUAGUAAGUUACUAGCUAAUUCGAUAUUGUAUUUUAAGUGGUUCACAAAUAGUUGUUUUAUAUAAGUAAUCUGAUGUUUUAAAUUGUUAACUUAUACUAAAGAUCAUUAAAUAGACCACUUCCUAUAUUGGUCCAUUAGACCUUCCCAAAACCCUAAUAUAAACAAAAAUAUUCUUCAAUACCUCCAAAUACCACUUAUAACUUUAGAAAACACAACACACUCACACACACACAAAAUCAAAAUUAAAUCCAUGGAGAAGAUUGGAAGAGAAGCUGUUGAUUACAUGAAUAUGAAGUCUUUCUCUCAACCCCUUAGAAAAAAAUCCAUUAGACUUUUUGGUAAAGAAUUUAGUGUUGGUGAUAGUACUAACAUGUCUGAAUCAACUGAUAAAAAUCCUUUGCAUCAUGAACCUAAACCAAAUACGAUGAGUAUCUCCGCGAAUCGUAUCGAUAAAACAGGUCAUGUUGAUGAAAUCAGCAGGAAAUAUGAAUGUUACUAUUGUUUUAGGAGCUUUCCAACUUCUCAAGCUUUAGGAGGCCAUCAAAAUGCACACAAGAAAGAAAGACAAAAUGCCAAACUAUCUCAUCUUCAGUCUUCAAUAGUGCAUGAGACGAACCGUAAUAGAUUUGGUGAACCAUCCACUGCAGCUACAAGAUUAACUCAUUAUCAUUCAACAUGGAGCAACAUUAACAAUAAUAAUGUUUAUAGUCCUAAUUACAAUGAAGCAUUUUGGCAAAUUCCUCCAACAAUUCAUCAUUAUCAGAAUAAUAUUAAUCCUCCAUCUUCUUUUUCUCAUGACUCAUUUUUUCCUAAUGAUGAAGAGAAGAGGGAAGUACAAAAUCAUGUGAGUUUAGAUUUGCACUUAUAAGGAUCAUAGUUAUAAUUAAUUAAUUAAUUAAUUUGAUUUGCUUUUGAAGAAUGAUUGAAUGUAGUUAUACAUAAAAUCAUUCAUCAUAU
Solanum lycopersicum (tomato) is the source of this 962-nucleotide messenger RNA. The record is from RefSeq and is a predicted model, not a curated record. Lineage: Eukaryota; Viridiplantae; Streptophyta; Magnoliopsida; Solanales; Solanaceae.